UCGUCGAACAAAAACGCGGAAACAAAAGAAAUAAUCAGUUUGUCAAAACAAAUAACAUCGAGUCGGCAGAAAGUAAGCGCAGUUGUGGCUGACAGCUGUCAAAGUUAACACCGUAGCUUCUCCUAACCGAUCUGAAAGACUUGCCAUGGCGUUGAAAAGAAUACAGAAGGAGUUAAAUGACUUACAGAGGGACCCUCCAGCUUCAUGUUCAGCUGGACCUGUAGGAGAGGACUUGUUCCACUGGCAAGCUACCAUCACGGGACCGAAUGACAGCCCUUAUCAUGGAGGGGUAUUUUUCCUUUCUGUCCAUUUUCCCACUGACUAUCCCUUUAAACCACCAAAGGUUGCCUUUACAACGAAAAUCUAUCACCCAAACAUAAACAGCAAUGGUAGCAUCUGCCUUGACAUCUUGAGGUCACAGUGGUCACCUGCUCUUACAGUAUCAAAAGUUUUAUUAUCCAUAUGCUCGUUGCUAUGUGACCCAAAUCCAGAUGACCCGCUAGUCCCAGACAUUGCACACAUCUAUAAAUCAGACAGACAAAAGUACAACAAACUAGCCAGAGAAUGGACUCAGAGGUAUGCAAUGUGAACGACAGAAGGUUCAGAAACAAUGACGCAUCCCUGAACACCUCAAAAUAUGACAGUACUGUUUCAACUGCUCAUCCACACUGGUUCUAGUUGAGGUGUUUUAUUCGCUUGAGGCACUUUCUCUACUCGGACUUUACUUGACUUACCUGUUUUUACUGUUUAUUUUAUUUUCCCCUUAAAUUGGCAUUAUUAUUAUUAGUUGUGGUGAGAUGGCCUGAUUGUAUUUUUCUUUUAAUAGAUUGUACAAGACUAUACUGAAUUUAUUUUUCAUCAUUUUGCAUUAAAAACAUUAAUCAGAAAGUGAAUUGUAAAUUGUUUCUUGCCAUGCACACGAGUAAACUGAAAUUCUGAACUA
This is a messenger RNA of Dicentrarchus labrax (European seabass), 943 nucleotides long. RefSeq names its product ubiquitin-conjugating enzyme E2 D4. Gene Ontology annotation, cellular component: nucleus. Gene Ontology annotation, molecular function: ubiquitin conjugating enzyme activity. The record is from RefSeq and is a predicted model, not a curated record. Gene Ontology annotation, biological process: protein polyubiquitination; ubiquitin-dependent protein catabolic process. The transcript is spliced from 7 exons. Lineage: Eukaryota; Metazoa; Chordata; Actinopteri; Moronidae. Bases 146 to 589 code for a protein of 147 amino acids.